GAUAAAUUAAGCACCGGUUGAUGUGAAGACCUACUUUCUAAUUGAACUUCAAACAUCUUCACAACAGUGAGAAAAAGUUGUGGAAUUGCUAAAAGUGUUCAGGAAAUGCUAUCAUCAAGCUAUGAGCUAUAAACUCCUGAAAGUGAGGACAUUUUAACAUUUUGCAUGGAUUGUAUUUGAAGAGUACACAUUUUGAAAUUGUACAAGAAGGAAAUGCAGGAUUAUGAUGAAGUUACUUCUUUCCUGGGAGAGUGGGGAUCCUUCCAGAAAACUGUUUUCUUUUUGUUGAGUGCUUCAGUUAUUUUGAGUGGCCACAUGUGUUUGUCUAUGGUGUUUCUGGCAGACACCCCUCAGCACCACUGCCGUCUGCCUGACUCUCUGAACAGAACCACUGGAGAAGCUAAUCUGAGUUCACUGCUGCCUGUAGAGGAGGUGGAUGGUGAGAUGAUCUACAGUCGAUGUAGAAGAUACAAAACUCCUGCAACAGAUGCUUUAAAUGCCACAACACGUGAGACUGAGCCCUGUGUGGAUGGCUGGGAGUACAGCACCGAAAGGUACAUCUCUACUAUUGUCUCUGAGUGGGAUCUCGUUUGUGAGAAUAAUUGGAAAGGUCCAUUUUCCUCCUCAGUGUUUUUCAUGGGCAUGCUGACUGGUUCAUUCUUUUCCGGACAUCUUUCUGACAGGUAUGGAAGAAAAUUCAUUCUGUUUGCAUCAAUUACAGUGCAGACAGUCUUUGGACUUAUUGAGAUGGCUUCUCAGAGCUGGGAGAUGUUCUGUGUAUUCUACUUUGUAAUUGGAUUCGGACUAAUAUCGAUUUACGUAACUGCUUUUGUUUUAGGAACAGAACUCCUUGGGAAAUCUAUGAGACUUGCUUUUGGAACAGUUGGUAUCCCCAUGUUCUUUUCCGUGGGUUAUAUUUUUCUGCCUCUUUUUGCAUAUUUUAUCCGAGAUUGGCGUACGUUGUUGCUAGCCAUGUCUCUCCCAGGAUUUCUGUAUGUGCCUCUGUGGUGGUUUAUACCCGAGUCUCCCAGGUGGCUGCACUCUCAAGGCCGAGUGGAAGAAGCAGAAGCCAUAUUUAAAGCUGCCGCCAAACAAAAUGGCAUUACACACGUUGGGGUCAUAUUUACAAGAAGAGAAUGUACUGUAGAUAUGCUCCAUAAUCCUAGGAUUAGUGAUCAAGAUGUGCUCACCUACUUGGAUUUGUUCAGAACAUCCAAUAUAAGAAACAUCACAAUCCUAUUCUUCUUUAUAUGGAUAGUCACAUCGAUGACUUACUUUGGAUUAUCUGUGAAUACUUCUAACAUGAAUGGAAAUCCCUACAUCAACUGCUUUAUCAGUGCAGCUUCUGAAAUUGGAGCGUACUUGUUCACUUGGUGGUUGCUGCCCACAGCACUUCGAAGAAUUACAACUGCCUCGAUGUUGUCACUUGGUGGAACUCUGUUGCUACUGAUUCAAUUGGUGCCAGCAAAUGUAUAUGUGAUUACCACGGCAUUAGCAAUGAUUGGAAAAUUUGCCAUUACAUCUGCCUUCAUUAUAAUCUAUAUUUACGCAGCUGAGCUGUAUCCAACUGUAUUAAGAAACAUGGGAGUUGGGGCAUGUUCUACGGUAUCCAGGAUUGGUGCCAUAAUCUCCCCGUAUGUUUUUUAUCUUGGAUUGUAUAACAUAGUACUACCUUUAAUGGGUCUCCUAGUUGUGGUCGCUGGAGCUCUCUGUUUAAUCCUUCCUGAAACACGUGAUCAAUCUCUUCCAGAGACUGUUCAGCAGACACAGCCAAUUAGAUGUUGUUCAGUCUAGAAGAAUGGCAUCAUUUCUGUGGUGAAAAGAAGACACCAAUAAGAAGCAAUGAAUGCACUGGAAGGAUGAAGUUAUCUGUAUAUUCAUAAAAUGUCACAAUUUCAACUUGCUACUUAUUCAGGAAAUAGGAAAAUAGUGGAAGACUUAAACUUCCCUCAUAUUAAAUCUACUUCUGUUUAAAUUAACAUUUUUUUUAAGUGUGUUUCAUAAUUUACAGUCAGCCUAACAAUAUGCAAUAAAAAAGGAACAUAAGAAAAGUCAUGGAUGAGAAAAGGCUAUUCGUUUCACUGAAGCUCAAUCUUCUAUCAUGCCAUUUUCUGUUUCAAAUCUACUCUUUACUAUUACAUUUAUAGUUUUACGAUUUAAUCUGAAAUAAUUUUAUCCACCCCAUUCUAUUUUCUCUUCAAAGCUUAUUAAGAAACAAACAAAUUAACCUGCAUUUUUACGGUGCCUUAUCACAUCAAAACAUCUCUUCCCUGGGAAGUUAGCAGGGAGGAGGCAGGUGGUUGAAAACAUGGUCAAAAAGAUACGUCUUCAGGUACGUUUUGAAAGCAAGGAAGAAAAGGGUAAGGUGGAGGAAUUCUGUAGCUGAAAGCUCAAAUUUUGAUGAGCAAAGUGGCUGGCCACAGAUAUACCACUGUAUGCAAUCACAGCGCUAAGGUGGGGCAAGACCAUGCAGGAAUUUGAAAAUAGGUCAUGUAUCUCCAACUGAAUCCACUAGGCGAUGGGGAACCAAGCAAGAUUGAUGAUGAUGGGUUCACAGAACUUGGCUCGAAAGAGGACAUGGGCUGGAUAAUUCUGGCUUGUGUAAUUGGGUUUGUUACACACCUAUUGCAAUAAAGUAGUUAUCUUUUUGUUAUGUCAUUAAAAUGUUGUCUUCAUUAUUAAAGAUAAUUAAACUAUGA
Callorhinchus milii (elephant shark) is the source of this 2699-nucleotide messenger RNA. RefSeq names its product solute carrier family 22 member 4. The coding region runs from base 214 to 1794 and encodes 526 amino acids. Gene Ontology annotation, biological process: transmembrane transport. Gene Ontology annotation, molecular function: transmembrane transporter activity. The transcript has 10 exons. NCBI's taxonomy places the organism in Eukaryota, Metazoa, Chordata, Chondrichthyes, Chimaeriformes, Callorhinchidae. The record is from RefSeq and is a predicted model, not a curated record.